AUGAAGAGGAGGAACAUAUGGAACUGGAAUUUGAGCAAGGGUAAAAAUCACCUGAUUGUCUCUCUCCCCAAGGAUAACGAGAGCUCAGCGCCCACCUUGAACGUGGCUUCAUCUACUGGAAGCUCUGGAGUGCACCCCUCUUGGAAGCAUGGCCUACCAAGCGUUCAGCACUUUCCUCACAGCACAGGGAUGCUGGGGCCCCCCUUGGUGUCUGUGGAGGUGCCGGGGCACAAUGUGGAUGAAGAGGGGCCCCCGUUUAGCAUGGUACUGCCUGAGCAUGGUGUGAGCUACUGCCCCCAAGCGAGUCUCCCUCCUUCCCCGGUGAUUUACAGUCAAGGAGUGUCUCCCCCUCAGCAAGAGACAACGAUGUUCAAUGAGCCUCAGAUAAUGCCUACAGUUGAGCCCAAUAUUCCAGGAGUGGCUGGAGCCUUCAGUGGCAAUCUAAGCAUGCACCCCAGUGGGCUGCCAGUCUCGGCUUCCACUGGAAUCCCAAUGAUGUCCCAUGCUGGGGGCCCUACCAUGCCUUACCCUGGCCUCUUGACAGCACCUUCUGAUGAAACAGCAUUGGCCUCAACCAUGCCUCCCACGGAGGCCCAGGCGGUGCUCCUCUCUGUGGCUCAGAUGUUGCCCCGACAAGACACCCAUGACCUUGGGAUGCCCCCAGCUGAGUCCCAGUCACUCCUGGGUUUAGGAUCUCAGAACUCUCUUGUGAGUCAGCCAGACUCCCAAGAAGGCCCAUUCCUACCGAAUCAGCCCACACCUGCUCCACAGGCAACAGAGCAGGACUCCAGGCCUCAGGAAAGGACUGGGAGAGGGGAAUCCUCAGAGGCCAGGCCUUACCGCUGCAACUACGAAAACUGUGGAAAAGCUUAUACCAAACGCUCCCACCUCGUGAGCCACCAGCGCAAGCACACAGGUGAGAGGCCCUAUUCGUGCCAAUGGGAAGGUUGUCAGUGGUCUUUCUUCCGUUCUGACGAGCUUAGACGACAUUUUCGGGUACACACCAGAUAUCGACCAUAUAAAUGUGAUCAGUGCAACAGAGAGUUCAUGCGAUCCGACCAUCUUAGGCAACACCAGAAGACUCAUCGGCUGGGACCCUCAGACCCACAAGCCAACAAUGGGGAGCAUGACGGUGCUCCUGCUCCUGGUCCUUAG
This is a messenger RNA of Saimiri boliviensis boliviensis (Bolivian squirrel monkey), 1155 nucleotides long. RefSeq names its product Krueppel-like factor 17. The record is from RefSeq and is a predicted model, not a curated record. Lineage: Eukaryota; Metazoa; Chordata; Mammalia; Primates; Cebidae. Gene Ontology annotation, molecular function: RNA polymerase II cis-regulatory region sequence-specific DNA binding; DNA-binding transcription factor activity, RNA polymerase II-specific. Gene Ontology annotation, biological process: regulation of transcription by RNA polymerase II.